Molecule: messenger RNA, 3073 nt
Organism: Anneissia japonica
Lineage: Eukaryota; Metazoa; Echinodermata; Crinoidea; Comatulida; Comatulidae
Product: gigaxonin-like
Exons: 7
Coding region: 142-1929 (595 amino acids)
Biological process (GO): protein ubiquitination; regulation of cytokinesis
Cellular component (GO): Cul3-RING ubiquitin ligase complex
Molecular function (GO): cullin family protein binding; ubiquitin-protein transferase activity
Source: RefSeq, a predicted model, not a curated record
ACCAACAGCUAGCGAAAAGUGAAGUGUAGUAAAUAAUUAUUCUUUCGUCUUGGGAAGGGGAGUUGCUGGUGUUGUAGCAAAAGAAAAGAUGCUAAGGAACAUUUUAAGACUGGGCUAGGUUAACUGUCGUUAUUUAUAAAGAUGACAAAACUACUUAAAAACCCUAUACAUGCAGAGCAGCUCUUGCAAAGCCUCCAAGAACUGAAAAAGGAUACGAAACACUGUGACCUUAUUCUGGUCAUAGAUGGGAAGGAGUUUAACGUUCAGCAGAGCGUGCUCUGUGCAGCUUCUCCGUACUUCAGGUCUCUGUUUGACUAUGAAGGCAGAUUUUGUCUAGAAACUAGAAAUGGCAAAGCUGUGAAAGCCAUUGACAUAGAUGAACUGAGUGCUGAGACAUUUGACCAGAUAUUAAAGUUUACCUACUCAGGAGAAAUUGAGCUGAAUGAGGAGAAUAUACAGGACAUACUGCAAGCCGCUGAUGUACUUUUAAUGGCUGAUCUAAAGAACCUUUGCUGUGAAUUCCUUGAGGAUUGUAUCUGCUCGUCAAAUUGUCUUGGAAUCAGGAAUUUCACCGAACUCUACUCAUGCCCUCGGGUGCAUCGCUUAGCAACAGAUUGGCUGGAAACAAAUUUUGAAUCAGUCACAAAGGAGGAGGAAUUUCUGCAGUUGCCAUUUGAAAAACUUGAAGAAAUUGUUGGCAUGGAUAACCUUAGUGUAUCGCAAAACAGAUGUGAAUUUGUUAUCCUGGAAGCAUCACUGCAGUGGAUACAGUACGAUGAGAAGUACCGCAGCGUACAUCUUGCCAGGCUCCUGGAAUUAAUCAGAUGGGGGAGUAUACCAGCUAACUUGCACGAUGAGGUAUUACAGAACCCAUUGGUAAGCGCAGAUGAACAAGUGAGAGAACUUGUGCAGAAAUACCUUGUGAAUCCAAUACCAGCAAAUAUGAGAGGCUACAAGAAUGUGAUCAUGGUGGCUGGAGCCUUUAAGAGCAAUCAAGAGUCUUCAAGUUGUUGCUUGAUAGUCCCAGCACCAGUUCAGUAUUGGAUUCCAAUGGCGCCGAUGCUGAUGCCGAGGGUAGAUCAUGCUAUUGUUGCCACCGGGGGUUAUGUUUAUGUAACCGGUGGUACCAACAGUUGUUAUGGCUACGGGAGAAAUCGUCGCGGAAUUGUACUUAAUACAGGAGAAAGAUACGAUCCUUCUUUGAAUCAGUGGACUGCAAUAGCACCUAUGUUGACAUGUCGUGAGAAUCACAAUCUUGUUGCUAUUAAUGAUGACAUUUAUGCGAUCGGUGGAAAUAACAUGAAUGAACGAGAACUAACGUCAGUGGAGGUAUAUAAUAUAUUAACGGAUACAUGGAAGUAUUCAGUUUCCAUGCCGAUUCCACGAAUGUUCCCGUGUUGCAUCGUCAUGCAAAAAAAAAUCUUUGUGAUAGGUGGCUGUUCGCAGGGUCAGGUUUACGAGUCGGUUGAGUGUUACGAUCCGAUGUUGAAGCAGUGGAAGACAGCCGUGCCCAUGAAGGAGCGGCGGGCAUGUGCAUGCGGAGUGGCUGUCGGGGAUUCAAUAUUUGUUUUUGGCGGGAAACGCAGCUUAAUGUGUCCCAGUGCUGAGAAUCGCACCAAGUUCUGUGGCUCAGAGGUAUACAUUGCUAGUAAAGGCCUCUGGUUCAGCCUGCCACCGAACAACCUGUGCAGCAUGCAGGAUUUAUCUAAUGUAAGUGCUGUGUUUCAUAUAGAGGAUCAGAUCUUAGCGAUGGGUGAUCUUUACAUACAGUGGGAGAACCAGUGUCUACGUGGCGUGGACCAGGGAGGCUUCGGACAGUGGUACGAGAUAGUUCUGCAUCAUCCACCAUUCCGACAGCGAAACAUGAAGGCCUGUGUUAUGAGAAUGCCGGCAUCGGUCUACAUGAAACUUAAGGCGUCAUAUUCAUAAAGUUGCUGUAAGAAGAAAAAUACCUAAAUUGCUAUUCUUUUUUUUAAAUCAAAGGACCAAUGUGUGUGAAGUGUAAAGUAAAUAAUACACAAGAGUAAACAAUUCAAUACCUUGGGAUAUUUUAAUAUUUACAAACAAAAUGCACAGGUCUGUUAAGGCUGUAUUGUAUGUCGCCACUGCAUACAAUUAUGUAUAUACAGAAACAACAUAUUAAAACUUGUUUUAGUUGAGACUGAUCGCAAGCCAGCAGCUGAAUCAGCUCUCAACUACUCAUACAGUGGCAUAUUUGGGGGUGGGGGUGCGGGUGUGUGUGCGUGUAGGGCACUCACAACCUCCAUUUUCCCCACUAAAUUUUGUAGGCUAAAAGUCACCUAAUAUCACCUUUACGGUAUUUCAUCAGCUAGGUCCCCUUCACUUUUCGUCAAGCCCUCGCACUUACACUUCGAGCACCAUCAGCCUCCCCCCCCCAUUUUAGUAUGCCACUGUUAUCAUGUAUUCAUUACAGUAUGUUUGAAUGGUCAGUAAGUUGAACAUCUGUAAGUCUAUGAAUCUUUCAAACUUACAGUAUUUGACCAAACAAAUCAUGCGGCUUGAAGUUCAAACGUGUUUUAUUUACACCCGAUUCACACAAGACAAAAUGUUGCAAGCUUUCCCUGCUACAUUCUCUCCAUCCAUGUGAAUGACAGCACAUUUAUGUAAAGAUCAAAUAAAAACAGACAUCACACAAGCCAGUAGUGUAAAACACUCCCAAGAUAUUUAGCAUGAAACUAUGUGCAUGUUCACAUGGGAGCUUUUAUUUCACUGUUGCAAGGUUUGAAAAUGUCAAGAUGUUAAGUAACAUUUUAGUCUCAUGUGAAACAGGUUUAAGUCUGACAUUGUAUGCUUAGCCUUGCACUCAAUUUUUUAUUCAAACUUUAAAAUCCACAUGUUGAUUAAAACUUAACCAAUGUAAAGAUAUUCAGCACUAUUUUUUACUGUUUUGUUAGACAAAAAAUUUAAAAUUUACAAAUAAUUUAUCACGGAAGAACAUUACUGUACUACUUUGUCCAGUAUAUUACACACACAUGCACAGGCAGGAUAAGCCAUUGACCACAAGCCCAAUCAUAUAAAACAUAAUCUUAAAUGCCAAAUGCUACUCCUUAAA